Fonsecaea erecta is the source of this 2037-nucleotide messenger RNA. RefSeq lists its product as hypothetical. Bases 1 to 2037 code for a protein of 678 amino acids. Lineage: Eukaryota; Fungi; Ascomycota; Eurotiomycetes; Chaetothyriales; Herpotrichiellaceae. The record is from RefSeq and is a predicted model, not a curated record. The transcript has a single exon.
AUGGCUUCCUCUUCGAACUCACGCUUGAUCUCUCGAACCGAAAACAGCCUUCCUACCCAGAGUCAACAGAGCUCGUCUGUGCUGUCCGAGCACCAUAGACUCCAGGUUGGGAUUGAUUUUGGCACGACCACUUCUUCCGUCUGCUAUGACGUGAUCACCAAAUUGAGCCCACUGCAAGAUCAGGAACUCGCGAAAGUUCUCGUCGAUCAACCGCAAAACCCAGGAUGCCAUAGAAUUCCUUCAGUGGCUUUUGUCUUCACGGCCAUCGACAACGACAACAGCAGAAGAAUGGUACUCAAGUUCGGGGAGCACCCCGGUCGUGAGCAUACUGGUCGCAUCGUCGCUCAGUUUCAACUGAUAAAGAUGGCAUUGUUACCAGUAUAUAAUCAGGCAUCCGAGGAUCCUAUCACGAAGCAAUCGCUGCAGUCACUGAAGGAAACGCAUGAUGACGGCCUACGCAGGAUCAAGGCCCACGCCUCGGGUCAGAAGCUUUAUUCACAAGAUCCCUUAACGGGGGAGAUGAUCCUAUCCACUGUGGACACGAUGGAGGACUUGAUCAGAUUGUUCUUGGUCUUCCUUUGGCGUCUCACAAUGCGCCACUUCGCCACAAUUCUAGGAGAAACCGUGGAAUUCGUGAUACCUUUCUUCCAAGACCGUGUCGGUAUCGCAAUUUCCUGCCCAGUACUUACACAAGACGACCCAAUCAUGGAUGUAUAUCAUCGACUAUUGGAUGCCGCUGGGUACCCAAAGAGUACCUGGGUGCUCUCUGAAGCUAAGUCGGCGGCGUUGUAUCACAUCGCUACCAAGUUGGCACAAGCAAAUGAGGGAGAAGACCAAGAAGAAAAGAUCCUCGGAAAUCUACACAAGCAGGCUACCAUUGUCAUGGUUGACAUCGGCGGUGGCACCACUGACAUUUGCGCCAUAACUCCUACCGAAAUCGACGAAGAGAGUAUUGUGUUUGGGGAUUGUGUCGGCAGUAGCACUCCUAAUGGGUCGCUAAAGCUCAACGAGAUCUUCAAACGCCGUUUGCAGGCCGAAUUGCCACAGUUUUUGCGUUCGAUUGAUGCUCGUCUUGGGUGCAACGAGGCACAAAUUGCCGAAAGUUAUGCAGCGAGAUUCGAAAUUGUGAAACGAACAGUCCCCCAGCUCCCGCCCCAUUAUCUCAUCGAUCCUGAUCUGAACAUCCCUGAACUGAUCCAAGAACCUCUGCCACCUCGCUUCGUGGAAGCACCGAAGACUUGCAAACUCAGCUCCCAACAAAUGCAGUAUGUCUACGAUACUUGGCUAACAGAAAUAUUUGAAACAGAAAUAUUUGAGCUUGUGAACAGGGUAAUAUCACAAAGUGGAGAGAACAGCAGUGGGAGACUGCCGGUCAUUGUUCUGAAUGGUUGGGGAGCUCUUCCCUGCUAUGUCUUCCAAGCUUUUCAGCAUCAUUGGGGCCCAUGGGGAUUUGAUGUUCAGAUGGUCAAAGACUUGGAGAAGGUGCCUGGAGUCUGCCAAGGCAACUUCUUAGCUCUCACGACUCAAAAGAUCGUCAGGAGAAAAAUUGCCCGCGCUUCCUUCUGCACUGCUACACUUCACCAAGAGAAUCUCUUCUUCGUCAUCGAUGGCUAUGACCCAAUACAGCUACUAAUCUACCAGAACGAAGAUUUGGGAAACCCGAACAAACAGUUUCGCAAGACAUGUGCGCUCCGCGCGAACAAUCCAGUUUUCCCAGUCACACUCAAAGUUGUAAUCGCGUCAGACAGAGCAUUCUCCCGGUCCCCCCCUAAGCUAGAAGGCACGAUCCAGGUUGAGCUCCAGAGUUUGGAACAAUACGGCUUUCAGCUACAAUCGGAUGACGGCACGCUCUUCCUGGAAUUCGAAUACUCCGUAGAACUUUGUAUGCGGGGGUUGCUGACGUGGUUGAUCUUGACGGUGCCUCAUACUGGAAACUUUGACAACGUCCACAGAGACACCGGCAAAGACAUGCUGGCAUGUCAACAAGUUGACAUCCAGAAACACGCUUCCCAGCUGCAAGAAGUGUACGCCCCAUAG